Molecule: messenger RNA, 1771 nt
Organism: Cherax quadricarinatus
Lineage: Eukaryota; Metazoa; Arthropoda; Malacostraca; Decapoda; Parastacidae
Source: RefSeq, a predicted model, not a curated record
UUCUAAGUUAUUUAUUUGCCUCUUUUUUGCAGAAGUCCUCAGGUUCAAGACUUCAACAACAUGUACUUGUCAUGGUCACAGUUUUGUAAGGAGCCACUAACUGAGCGCAACUUUACCUUCUGGGAAUGGUUCUUUGCUGUUAUGAAGGUUACAAGAGAACAUCUGCGUCAGCCUUGGAAUGAUGGUUCUAUAAUGGGCUUUGUUGGCCGACGUCAAGCAGAAGAAAUGCUAAAAAAUUCUAAAUCUGGCACUUUCCUUCUUCGCUUUUCUGACUCUGAACUAGGUGGUGUCACUAUUGCUUGGAUGUAUGAAGAUACCACGAAAGCUGGUGAUCAACGUGAUGUCUUCAUGCUGCAGCCGUUCACCAGUAAAGCCUUCGCUAUCCGUCCUCUUGCUGAUGUGAUUGCUGAUCUCAAGUACCUGCUCUUCCUUUAUCCAAAUAUACCCAAGGAACAAGCAUUUGGCAAGUACUACACACCUAUAGGAGAACAACAACCAUCAAUUAAUGGCUAUGUGAAGCCUCACUUAAUCACUCAUGUCCCGGGAUGGCCUGGUGCAAGAUCAAUGGAUUCCUAUCCAAACACACCACAACCCAUGUACCCAAUGCAUGAUGGUGGCAUGGGUGAUCCUCCGUCCGUCAGCUCCAACCCCUCCGACUGUGUGUCCACCGACCAAAAGCCUUCGUUGGAUUCUCCUUUAUUUGAUGCUGCCAAUGUCCUCUCAGAGUUCCCAAUGCCCUACAACGACACUGAUUAUCCUGACAUCUUGGAUAACCUGCCAGACACAGACUUCACUGAUAUCAACCUCGACUUCCUGCAAACCAACUUCAUGAAGCCUCAGUGAAAGUGUUAAAUAUAGCAAAUUUUGGCUUAAGCCAUCAGUAUAAUUGGGCACCUAUGAAAUAUUCAUAUGACCAGUUCAUUUUUACAUAAAAAAAUUGCUGUUAGUGUGUAAUUUUUAUUUGUAUUGAGUGAUAUAGAUGAAAUACUGCACACACAGUCAGUAUAAUUAUCAUAUUAAUUGAUUUAUUCAAGAAAGUUUUUAACCUAUUUAUUUAUUAAAAUAUGAAAAAAGUAUUGAAACAAAUACCGAAGAUGAUUUUUACUGUUACGAUGGUACUGGUAUAAUUAUAAAGGUGUUUUAGGGCUACAGUUAAUAGUUUUUUGAUCUUUAAGAGUGGAAAAUAGAUGUUUUAUGUUAAUAAGGUUUUGUUUUGUAUGUUUGUGUGUGAGAGCGCAUGUACACGUGCACGCAUACGCACGCGUGCAUGCACUCGCGCACACAAACAUACACACGAACACAAACACACACACACACACACACACACACGCGCACACACACACACACACACACACACACACACACACACACACACACACACACACACACACACACACACACACACACAAACACACAAAACACACACACAAAAACACACACAUAAACACACACACACCCACACACACACACACACACACACACACACACAGUUGACCCUUGAACAACACAGGAAAAAAUUCUGGAGAUUUACAAUCACAGAGUUAAGAAAAAGUUAGGUAUGUCAUGAAUGCAUAAAAUAUAUGUAGAUGCUAGUCUAUUUUAUCAUUUACUUCCAUAAAAUGUAUGCAGAUCUAUUAUAAAAAGUUAAAAUUUCUCAAAACCAAUACACAUAAACAAUUACAGAGUGUGUGUAUUCUAUUUUCAGUAGAUAGACAUGUAAACAAACAUAAAGAUGCAAUAUUGAAUCAUAAAUAAAUCUGAAUUUCUUUUU